GCAUCCUCAGAAUCAGCGCACAAAACGAUACCACUACUGGUAGUGUACCAUAGCAACUGUGACCACCUCGAGGAAGGGUACAUGUCUUGGGGAAGUGGGUGACACACUUUAUAUUUCUGAGCGUGAAUAGCUUGUGUCUCCGCUAGGUUGUCUAACCAAAAACAAACAUGUAGUAAGACUUUGUGUCACGGUUGCCAAAUUUCUGACAGAAAAAUAGCGACCUCGUUCUUCAAAACUAAUGCAAAUUCCAACCGCGACUCUCAAAAAAACAAGCCCAAUCCCGCUUAUUAUAAGCGGACUUGCCAACUCUGCUUUGUGUCUUUUUUUUGUGUUGUUGUGCUUGUAUUAUUUCCAGGUCAAGGCGCCUGGGUUUCCUGUUCGGUGUGUUUGUAUUAAAGAUGGCCGGUGAUGGAGGCACUCUGAAGGAUUUCAAUGAAAUUAAAUCGCAGUUCCGGACACGGGAGGGCUUUUACAAACUGGUCACCCUCUCUGAUUCCCAGCAGCGGGGCGGGGUGCCCCGAGGUCCCUCCUCGGGCUCCGCUGUGGGUCCCGGCUCCGGUUCGGGCUCAGUCCCGGGCGGCGGUGGCGGAGCUCCUGGUUCUGCUGCAGCUUCCUCCGCUUCUGCUGCCGCCGCCGCAUCCUCAUCUCUGGCCGGGUUCCUGCCCCCUGUCAGGGUCUCCAUGGUAAAGCUGCAGCCGGAGGAUCCGGGCGAGGAAUCUGAAAGAGUUUGCUUCAAUAUCGGCAGGGAGCUGUAUUUUUACACCUAUACCAACAUUAAAAAGGCGGUUGAUCUCAGCAAACCCCUUGACAAGCGCAUCUACAAAGGAACGCAGCCCACGUGCCACGACUUCAAUCAGUUCUCAGCCACGGCAGACAGUGUGUCUCUGGUCGUGGGGUUCUCUGCGGGACAGGUGCAGUACCUGGACCCCAUCAAGAAGGAGACCAGUAAGCUGUUCAACGAGGAGAGGCUGAUCGACAAGUCCAAGGUGACGUGUCUCAAGUGGCUUCCCGAGUCGGAGCAGCUCUUCUUGGCCUCUCACGCCAGCGGGACCCUCUACCUGUACAACGUGGAGCACCCGUGCGGCACUGCGGCCCCCCAGUACUCGCUGCUGCGACAGGGGGAUGGAUUCGCCAUCUACACCUGCAAGAGCAAGACGCCCCGCAACCCGCUGCUGCGCUGGGCCGUGGGCGAGGGCGGGCUCAACGAGUUUGCCUUCUCCCCGGAUGGCGUGCACCUGGCCUGCGUGGGGCAGGACGGCUGCCUGCGGGUCUUCCACUUCGACUCCAUGGAGCUCCAGGGCGUCAUGAAGAGCUACUUCGGGGGGCUGCUCUGCGUGUCCUGGAGCCCUGACGGGAAGUACUUAGCCACGGGCGGGGAAGAUGACUUGGUGACGGUGUGGUCCUUCGGGGAGGGCCGGGUAAUCGCCAGGGGCCACGGCCACAAGUCGUGGGUCAACGUGGUGGCUUUCGACCCGUUCACCACCAGCUUGGAAGAGGACGGGCCCGUGGAGUUCAGCGGGAGCGAGGAAGACCUUCAGGACCCCAUUCAUUUUGGGCACGUGCGCACCAGCAGUACCCUGUCCCGGCUGUCCAAGCACAGCUCCAAAGCAGGCGCCUCCGUUACCUACCGCUUCGGUUCUGUGGGCCAGGAUACCCAGUUUUGCCUGUGGGACCUGACGGAAGACGUCCUCUAUCCUCACCUGCCUCUUUCGCGCGCUCGGACGCUGACCAACACCUUCAGUUCUGUAAUACAUCCUUCAGUCAGCGGGGGGAGCAAUCUCUGCAAUCUCGGAGCAACAAUCAACACUACAACCGAGGGCACCGCUGGGCACCCCCCUGGACACCACCACCCUCCUCCGCAUGGCCCAGCCCUGCCCCGCUCGCUCUCCCGCUCCAACUCCCUGCCCCAUCCUGCCGUCACCACCACCAGCAAGGGGCAGACGACCUCCGAAGGGGGCGCCCCCUUCAGUAUCGGGCGCUUUGCCACCCUCUCGCUGCAGGAACGCAAGUCGGACAAGUCCGCGAGCGACAAGGAGCACAAGCGCUACCACAGCCUGGGGAACAUCAGCAAGAGCAACGACAAGAUCAACGUGGUGACCCGCAGCAGCCGUCUCGAAGCCGCCAAGGUGCUGGGCACGACCCUGUGCCCGCGCAUGAACGACGUGCCCCUGCUGGAGCCACUCAUCUGCAAGAAGAUCGCCCACGAGCGCCUCUCCGUGCUCAUGUUCCUCGACGACUGCAUCAUCACUGCCUGCCAGGAGGGCCUGAUCUGCACCUGGGCGCGCCCUGGGAAAGCAACUUCGACAGUGCAGAAUGGCAGUUCACCGAGUGGCACGGUGGUAUAGCUGCGAUGAAACCCUGCAGCCCCUUUUCAGCGAAGAGCCGUAAGAGACUCUGUUCACAAACACAAGACUGAGGAGCAGCACUUCAACCUGAUGGGAAACUCUUUAUCUCCUGGGGGGAUGCUCCUCCAACACUUUGCAAAGCUAUCACUGUUGUAUUUUAUUUAUUUAUUUUAACACAGAGACUCUAGUAAUUUAUAUUGUACAUAUACAGAAUAUAAAUACUGAGGAUUCGAUGUAUCCAAUCAUGAAGAUUUAAUAUAUUAAAUAUAUUGUACAUAGUGCGGUUCACCUUGAAUGUCCGAGAUGGGAUAAUUGUACUGGUAGUGUAUGACAGAUUCCUAUUAAUAAUGUCAUGUUAAUUAAAACAAAAUAUAGGUCUCUUAAUA
This is a messenger RNA of Acipenser ruthenus (sterlet), 2731 nucleotides long. RefSeq names its product WD repeat-containing protein 20-like. Bases 399 to 2345 code for a protein of 648 amino acids. The record is from RefSeq and is a predicted model, not a curated record. NCBI's taxonomy places the organism in Eukaryota, Metazoa, Chordata, Actinopteri, Acipenseriformes, Acipenseridae. The transcript has 4 exons. Gene Ontology annotation, molecular function: protein binding.